CAUGGCGUCUUCGUUCACCCCAAUAGGCAGCGAAAACACAACAGCCAUAGCGGUGAUUGAAUUAACCUGCAAAUUGGAUAACAGCUCCAAUGCCGGAAACAGUUCCAACAUCACCGAUGUUCGUGCAAAGGAACUUCAGGUCAAUCAAAUACUGAUGAUAAUCUCUUACGUCAUAAUAUGCGUAAUCGGACUAAUUGGAAAUGGACUUGUUAUUUAUGUGGUCCUGCAAUUUUCAAAGAUGAAAACGGUGACAAACAUGUACAUUUUGAAUUUGGCAAUUUCCGAUGUUUUGUUCUUGAUCAGCUUACCGUUUUUAAUAACAACUAUGAUGCUAGAAUACUGGAUAUUUGGAAAUGCGAUGUGUAAGAUAUAUUUUGUGUUCUUCUCUAUAAACUUCUUCACUAGUGUAUUCACGUUGACAGCCAUGUCUGCAGAUAGGUACCUCGCCGUGUGCCACCCUGUUCGAUCUGUAUAUUAUCGAACAACACGCAUAGCUUUCUUCGUAUGCCUGAUUAUAUGGUCUAUCUCCUUCCUCGUGAUGUUGCCAAUAAUCCUGUAUUCCAGAACCGUUUCAAACAAAAAACAUAUAGGGAAAGAUACAUGUACCAUCAAGUGGCCAGAUGACCAGCCGAUACCAGGUGAGAAGGCGUUUACCUGGUAUACAUUUCUUCUUGGAUUUCUCAUUCCCGUGGCAUUGAUUUCAGUGUUUUACAUUUCGGUCAUCCUACGGUUGAAAAGUGUGGGGCCACGGAAGAAGUCAAAGGAAAGGAAAAAGUCCAACCGUAAAGUUACACGAAUGGUUCUUGCCAUGAUUUCAGUGUAUGUCAUAUGCUGGCUACCUUACUGGUGUUUCCAAGGAUAUCUGACAUUCAAACCUAAGGACACGAACGUACCUGACUGGCAAAUUUAUAUGUUUAGCGCCUUUACAGUGCUCUCGUUUGCGAACAGCAUGAUUAAUCCGUUACUUUAUGCUUUCCUAAGUGAGGUGUUUAGGAAAAGCUUUAUGAAAGCAUUUAAUUGUGCUAGAUUUAUAGAGUCAUCUAAAAGCACAGGAGCUGACUAUAGCAUAUUUCCAAGAUCGACAACAAGAAAGGAAAACGGAAAAGAUGAAAAGUAUGAGUUUACAUCUAUGGUCAAUCAGACGGAAAAUACUUGCAUGCACACGAACAAUGCGUUUAAUAUGACUCCAAUGAUACAAAAAGGAGAACAAAACGAUAACGAUAUUCCGAAUAAUGAAACAAUACAAUAUGUGGACAAGGAAAUUCAGACGAAUAGGCGUGAGCGUAGAAGUGAUCAACUUGAACCUGCAAAAAACGAAUAAAGAAUGAUGAUCAAAGGAUAGUAAAGUUCAUAUGUGUUGCCCCAAUUUUGAUCGCUCAAGAUGCUGACAGUUUGCGCAUUCGUCUGACAGUUAUUUGUAGACAGGAAAGGUUGACUGAUUCCAUGUGGCGACAAACUGUUCUACGCAAUUAGCCAUUGUCACAUACGUACUACGGAUACAGCGCAUGUUAAGGGGCUGACUUACAAAGUGGUAACUCAAAAUGAAGGUUUAGAUAGUACCGGUGUUAUAUAUGCAUUUAUAAUUAUAAUUAAAGUGCAUAAGAACCAUACGUUCCAUUGAAAACUUGCAUAUAAGGAAUGAAUUGCGUGGUUGAUGUCAUUAUCGGGUAUUAACGCAGUUGAGCUGCUUAAAGCGUGUGGAGUCCGAAGGACUGAACGCGUCCUUUAACCAGCCCAACUUCGUUCAUAUACUCGAUAAUGACAUUAACUACGCAAUGUAUGACUUUUUUUACAUCAAUAGUUCAUUACUUCUCUUCAAGAAGAAGAUUACUUAAUUUCAUUUAAGAAAACCCUAAAGUAAUUCUUUCUCGCCCAUUCUGUAAAUGGAACGACCUGCCCGUAACCGAAAACAGUCUAUCAUAUGACGUCAUAAUGACGGGAAAAAAAUAAGCACUUCAUCGUUUAAUCGAUUUAUAACGUAAAAAGGGUAACGCUGAAGAAAACAAUUCAUCCUACAAUUAAUAAAUUUACACUUUUCAACAUGUUGAUUUGAAUUUUUUUAGUUGCCUGCCUACUAAAUACAAACACUAACAGGAUACUUUUCAAUUUAUAUCUAAACGCGACAAUUCGUGAUCCGAACAUAUUCGAAGAUGUUGCGUUGAUUGAAAAUGUUCGCAAUACUCGAAAGGUCGUUCAUUUAAGAAAUGGAAGUUGAGGUGUAAAUGUAUAAAAGUCAUUGACCCGAAAGUUAAUUUUAUGACAAUGUGUAUGAUAUUAUGUCGCUUGUUAUGAAUUGCAUUAUGCAGGAUCAUGAAAACAAAAAAUACAUAUGUCGCUUGCUUUUUUGUCGGUAAGAAACACUAUCUAGAUAUCGAAAAAAAUAAUUGGAUUUAACGAUUUUUUUAAUAUUGGAUAUUGUAAAGCUUUGGGUUUUUUAAAAUUAAGUACGCGUAAUCAUUACAUUACAUAUGUGACAAACGUUGUCAGCUUUCAUCUAAUCUUUACAAAGAGUCCGAAUACACGAACUAAGUGGAUCUCCUUACUGUUUUUAACAUGUGUCAAAGAAGUUCGCAAAAACAGUUUACAAAUCAUAAUCGUGAGUUCUACUAAAUGUUGUCUAACCACACCGCAAAUGCAUCAUAAUGCAUUUCGAUUAAAAUUACAUUUAGCAUUCUUAACAUAAACCAAAUCAAGGGGCAGUGUCUUAUUGGUACAUAUGUUCUUGUUUUGAUAUAUUUAAGUGUCCAUAGUAUGUCUCUAUGUUUUGAUCAGACACUUGAAAAGAAAACGUGCACGUGAAUAAAAUUAAAGAGACUUUAUAACACUUAGCAGACUCGCUCAGCUAUCGUGUAAUUAUCUCCCGGCUUCGGGAGGUGACUUUUGUUUUGGCGUUGUUCGUCCGUCUGUCAUUCCGUCCGACCUUCCGUUCGUCUAUCUGUAACCAUAUAUUGGCAAAUUCAGAUUACGUUCAGAGAUCUCGAAAGUGUGUAUAAGCGGAUCAAAUGAGGUCAAAAACUAAGUCAUUAGGUCAAAAUUUAGCUUCUUUUGGUUUGCAAACUUAUCAUCGGAACCAUAUUUUGGUAUGGAUUGGUUAAAUAAUGUUCAAACUUGAACAUGCAUUUUUUAGUCGACUAUUAAUCAAACUUCAUCAGAAUGUUCCCCCUUGAUAACGUCAGAUGAUAUUUACACUUGAACAAAAUGGUUCUCUUAAUAAAAUCUCACAGCAUUUGGUUGGUCACAUGGGUUUAAUAACUAGAUCAGUAUAUUAUAAAAGUCGUCGAGAGGCAUUAUAGCUGGUCCAAUAUUCAUGAAACUUUAUCAGUAUGUUUCCUUGAUCACUUGGUCAGAACCUGAGUCAUUAUGUCAAGUUUCAUGAAAAAAUAACAUGUUCAAAACCAAAUGUUCGUCUUGUUUGGUCAGACUUUGUUAACAGUGAAGUCAGAAUAAUCACCUUGAUAUUAUCUUGGUAAACUUUAAAAGUGGGUUACAUGGGGUCAAAAACAAGUUCAUCGGUUCGAAUCUUAGUGAUUUUUUGGGACAAAAGUAUAGUGUUUUUGUUGUGAUUCUUACAGUAAAUUAUAUCAUUGUUCAGUAUCCUUUAAAACGGAGUGUGACUGUCAGUUUUUAGUGUGUUUCAUAUUUUAUUUCUUUUUGAAAAAUAUGUGAUCGUAAAUAAGUCAACAAGACUGAUGCUUUCCUAAUCAGAAAAUAUACAACGUCACUUGAACCAUUCAUAUUAAUGUACUCAGUGUUGCAAAGUUAAUUUGACUUCCAUAUUUUCCUCAGGAAUUCCUCAAGACACAUUGAUAAUACGAGCAUUUUAUUAAAAUGGUAAAUUGUAAAUGUGCCAUAAAUGUAAGCCUCUUGCAAUGCUUCAAGUUCACGGCAUUAAUCAUAACUAAUCAUAGUUUACUUAUGAUCAAAUACAAUCUUUUUUCCAAAUAUUAUAGAGGAUAUUUGUUGAUUUCAGUGUAUGAUCGUAUUGUAUUACACGAGUGUCAUAGAAAAUAUAGUUUUUCAAUAAUCAUGAGUAAAGUAAAAUGAGAUAUUACUUUUAAAUCAACAAUUUUUCUGUAUCAUUUAUGCUUAUUGUUGGAGUUUUAUUGGUGUGUAACUUUAUUUUUCUAAAUAGACUUUUUUGAAAAUCAUAUUAACUACGCUACUUCCCGAGUGAGGGAACUCGGCAAAGGA
Molecule: messenger RNA, 4191 nt
Organism: Mya arenaria
Lineage: Eukaryota; Metazoa; Mollusca; Bivalvia; Myida; Myidae
Product: somatostatin receptor type 2-like
Exons: 1
Coding region: 2-1321 (439 amino acids)
Biological process (GO): G protein-coupled receptor signaling pathway
Cellular component (GO): neuron projection; membrane
Molecular function (GO): somatostatin receptor activity; peptide binding
Source: RefSeq, a predicted model, not a curated record